This is a messenger RNA of Momordica charantia (bitter melon), 8368 nucleotides long. It is a transcript of the gene GRV2, whose product is annotated as DNAJ heat shock N-terminal domain-containing protein. Gene Ontology annotation, biological process: receptor-mediated endocytosis; regulation of early endosome to late endosome transport; endosome organization. The record is from RefSeq and is a predicted model, not a curated record. Lineage: Eukaryota; Viridiplantae; Streptophyta; Magnoliopsida; Cucurbitales; Cucurbitaceae. Gene Ontology annotation, cellular component: endosome membrane.
CGAUAACCUCACCCCAAUUCCGGUGCCCAACUGACAGUGGUUCCUCUCAACGCAGGGAACAAUCGUUUCGACCUGUAUUCGACUUCUCGUCUCCGCCACGCUCGCACUUCUCCGAUCGACUAAUUUCAGUUCCAAAAUAUUUUGAUGAUUAGAGUUAAUUAGGGUUUAGUUUGUUCAAUUUGAAGCUGGAGAAUUGGAUAUAUAACCGUCAGAGCUGGGGGCGAAUCAGUCUCGGUCUCACAGAAGCCCGUCGGCGGCUACAUCUGCCCAAUCCGGCGCGGGACUCUGGUUCUUUCGAUCUAACAAUGUGCCUCCUGCCCAUACUCUUGCUUACCUUGCCAAUAUCGAAUCUGUGAACCGGCUUACGUCUGAUUCUCGACCAGCUUCUGCUCGUCCGCCUGCAAUGGAACAAUCCACCGCUCCGCCAUCCAAUUCUGCGCCUCCCGAAGAGCCAGAAUACUUGGGACGCUACUUGGUCAUUAAGCACUCGUGGCGUGGCCGCUACAAGCGAAUUCUAUGUAUUUCGGCCGCCUCAAUCAUUACAUUGGACCCUUCCACACUGGCGGUGACCAAUUCGUACGACGUCUCCAGUGACUACGAGGGCGCCGCACCGAUUAUUGGGCGAGAUGACAAUUCGAACGAGUUUAACUUGAGUGUUCGCACGGAUGGGCGCGGAAAGUUCAAGGGGAUGAAGUUCUCUUCCAAAUACAGAGCGAGUAUACUGACGGAGUUGCACAGAAUUAGGUGGAAUAAGUUGGCCCCCGUGGCGGAGUUUUCGGUGCUUCAUCUUCGGCGACGAAGCUCGGAGUGGGUUCCCUUUAAAUUAAAAAUUUCUAAUGUUGGAGUCGAACUUAUAGACGUGAAAUCUGGAGACCUUCGUUGGUGCUUGGACUUCAGAGAUAUGGCCUCUCCUGCUAUAAUAAUCCUACCUGAUGCUUAUGGUAAAAAAAGUGCUGAAUAUGGUGGUUUUGUUCUCUGCCCUUUAUAUGGAAGGAAAUCGAAAGCCUUUCAAGCUUCUUCGGGAACUUCUAACAGUGCCAUCAUCUCAAUUUUGACAAAAACAGCAAAAUCCAUGGUUGGGUUGUCACUUACAGUGGACAUUUCACAAUCCCUCAGUGUGACAGAGUACAUAAAUCGAAGGGCAAAAGAGGCUGUUGGAGCUGAUGAAACCCCAUGCGGUGGCUGGUCUGUUACGAGACUGCGAUCUGCUGCACAUGGAACUUUAAAUGUUCCAGGAUUGAAUUUGGGAGUUGGCCCUAAAGGAGGACUUGGUGAGCACGGUGAUGCUGUGUCUCGUCAACUCAUUCUUACAAAGGUCUCAAUAUUUGAAAGACGCCCAGAAAAUUAUGAAGCAGUUAUAGUUCGUCCUUUAUCUGCUGUCAGCUCCCUUGUGCGGUUUGCAGAGGAGCCCCAGAUGUUUGCAAUUGAAUUCAAUGAUGGGUGUCCUAUUCAUGUUUAUGCAAGUACGUCUCGUGAUAACUUACUUGCAGCCAUUCGGGAUGUUUUGCAAACAGAAGGUCAGUAUCCAGUACCAGUAUUACCUAGGCUAACAAUGCCUGGUCACCGUAUCGACCCACCUUGUGGAAGAGUCCAUCUACAAUUUGGUCCACAAAAAUCUGUCAUUGAUUUGGAAAAUGCGUCCAUGCAUUUGAAGCACUUGGCAGCAGCUGCUAAAGAUGCUGUGGCUGAAAGUGGUUCUAUACCUGGAUCAAGAGCUAAACUUUGGCGUAGAAUAAGGGAGUUUAAUGCUUGUAUACCUUACAGUGGGGUCCCUUCCAAUAUUGAAGUACCGGAGGUGACCCUCAUGGCCUUGAUCACAAUGCUUCCAGCUGCACCAAAUCUUCCUCCCGAGUCCCCUCCAUUGCCACCUCCUUCACCUAAAGCAGCUGCAACUGUAAUGGGCUUCAUAUCAUGUUUACGUCGAUUAUUAGCAUCAACAAGUGCAUCCUCACAUGUGAUGUCAUUUCCUGCUGCUGUUGGGAGAAUAAUGGGUUUGCUUAGAAAUGGUUCUGAGGGUGUGGCUGCUGAAGCCGCUGGGCUAAUUGCAGUGCUUAUUGGUGGUGGGCCUGGUGAUUCAAACAUUGUGACAGAUUCUAAAGGAGAGCGGCAUGCUACAAUCAUGCAUACCAAGUCUGUGUUAUUUGCUCAUCAAAGUUACGUGAUCAUUCUUGUCAACCGACUGAAGCCAAUGACUAUUUCUCCUUUGCUUUCCAUGGCUGUUGUCGAAGUUCUUGAUGCGAUGAUAUGUGAACCACAUGGUGAAACAACUCAAUAUCCAGUUUUUGUUGAAUUAUUACGCCAAGUGGCUGGCCUCAAGCGUCGCUUGUUUGCACUCUUUGGACAUCCAGCUGAAAGUGUAAGAGAAACUGUGGCUGUGAUAAUGCGCACAAUCGCAGAAGAAGAUGCCAUUGCAGCAGAGUCAAUGCGUGAUGCUGCUUUACGAGAUGGUGCUAUACUAAGGCAUUUAUCACAUGCAUUUUUCCUUCCUGCUGGUGAGAGACGUGAUGUUAGUCGGCAGUUGGUUGCUCUUUGGGCAGACUCCUAUCAACCGGCUUUAGAUUUGUUAUCUAGAGUCUUGCCUCCUGGGCUUGUUGCGUAUUUACACACACGAUCUGAUGGAGUUUUGCAUGAGGACUCAAAUCAAGAAGGAUCAUAUAGUAGACGACAGAGACGCUUACUCCAGAGGAGAGGUCGUUCAGGUAGAGUGAUAACAUCUCAAGAGCAAAACUUGCCACAGAAUAAUUUUGAGAUUGGCGAUUCUUCCAGACAGAUAAGUGCUGGUCCAGUUUCAACCAUUCCAACUUCUGUUGCUCAUCCUAGUGACAGCAUCAUUGGUGAUGCUACAGGAGUAGCCCAACGCGAUCAAUCUGCUGUUACUUCUUCAAUUGAGGUUCCAACUACUAACACAAACGAGGCAUCAGAACCAACUGUUGACAAUGUUGAUGCUAACAUGAUCAGUUUUCAGGAUUCAGGACUUCCUGCUCCUGCUCAGGUUGUUGUGGAGAACACUCCUGUUGGAUCUGGCAGGCUACUCUGUAAUUGGCCUGAAUUUUGGCGAGCUUUUAGCCUUGAUCAUAAUCGUGCUGAUUUGAUUUGGAAUGAGCGCACGAGACAAGAACUACGAGAAACAUUGCAGGCUGAGGUUCAUAAAUUAGAUGUUGAGAAAGAACGGUCUGAAGAUAUUGUUCCUGGGGUUGCACCUGUUGGAGAAAGUAUGACGGGCCAAGAUAGCCUACCAAAAAUUUCUUGGAACUAUUCUGAGUUCUUAGUUAGCUAUCCUAGUUUGUCUAAAGAAGUUUGUGUAGGUCAGUAUUAUUUGCGAUUGUUGCUUGAGAGCAGCAGUACUGGCAGGGCUCAAGAUUUUCCACUCCGUGAUCCAGUUGCUUUCUUUAGAGCACUCUAUCAUCGAUUCUUAUGUGAUGCAGACACAGGACUCACAGUAGAUGGUACUGUUCCUGAUGAAUUGGGUGCAUCUGAUGAUUGGUGUGAUAUGGGAAGACUGGAUGGUUUUGGAGGAGGUGGAGGCUCUUCUGUUAGAGAGCUAUGUGCAAGGGCUAUGUCAAUUGUCUAUGAACAGCAUCAUCAAACAAUUGGUCCAUUUGAAGGCACUGCUCAUAUAACAGUUCUCUUGGAUCGAACAGAUGAUAGAGCUUUGAGGCAUCGUCUUCUUCUUCUUUUGAAGGCAUUAAUGAAAGUGUUAUCAAAUGUAGAGGCCUGUGUUUUGGUUGGAGGAUGUGUAUUAGCUGUUGAUCUGCUGACAGUGGUUCAUGAAGCCUCAGAGAGGACCGCUAUUCCUUUGGAGUCUAAUUUACUUGCCGCCACUGCUUUUAUGGAACCACUCAAAGAAUGGAUGUUUAUUGACAAAGAAAAUGAAAAAGUUGGGCCAUUGGAGAAGGAUGCUGUUAGAAGGUUGUGGUCAAAGAAAGCUAUUGAUUGGACAACACGAUGUUGGGCGUCUGGAAUGCUGGAUUGGAAGAGAUUGCGUGAUAUACGUGAACUACGGUGGGCAUUGGCUGUUCGAGUUUCUGUUCUUACACCAGCUCAGAUUGGUGAGACUGCAUUGUCUAUUUUACAUAGUAUGGUGUCUGCACAUUCGGACUUGGAUGAUGCUGGAGAGAUAGUCACCCCAACCCCCAGAGUGAAAAGAAUCUUGUCCAGUCCCAGAUGCCUUCCACACAUUGCUCAGGCUAUGCUCUCUGGGGAACCAAACAUUGUGGAACAUUCAGCUGCUUUAUUAAGAGCUGUUGUCACCAGAAAUCCCAAGGCCAUGAUCCGUCUUUACAGCACAGGUGCCUUCUAUUUUGCCCUUGCAUAUCCAGGAUCUAACCUUCUUUCAAUCGCACAACUCUUCUCAGUGACUCAUGUUCAUCAAGCAUUUCAUGGUGGAGAAGAAGCUGCAGUUUCCUCUUCUUUGCCUCUUGCAAAACGUAGUGUAUUGGGUGGACUUCUUCCUGAAUCCUUGCUCUAUGUAUUGGAGCGAAGUGGCCCAGCUGCAUUUGCUGCUGCAAUGGUUUCUGAUUCAGACACUCCUGAGAUCAUAUGGACUCACAAAAUGAGAGCAGAGAACCUAAUUUGUCAGGUGUUACAGCAUCUUGGCGACUUUCCCCAAAAAUUGUCACAGCAUUGCCAUUCUUUGUACGAAUAUGCUCCUAUGCCACCAGUGACAUACCAAGAGUUGAGGGAUGAAAUGUGGUGUCACCGUUACUAUCUAAGGAACUUAUGUGAUGAGAUACGAUUUCCCAAUUGGCCAAUUGUUGAACAUGUUGAAUUUCUGCAGUCAUUACUUGUUAUGUGGCGUGAAGAACUAACACGCAGACCUAUGGAUCUCUCAGAAGAAGAAGCUUGCAAAAUAUUGGAGAUAUCUCUCGAGGAUGUGUCAAAUGAUGUUGGUAAUAUGAGGCGCUCCUCUGAAAAUGGUGAAGAGAUGUUUGGCAUCUCCAAGCAAGUUGAGAAUAUUGAUGAAGAAAAGCUUAAACGGCAAUAUAGGAAACUUGCAAUGAAAUACCAUCCUGACAAAAAUCCUGAAGGAAGGGAAAAAUUUCUCGCUGUGCAGAAAGCUUAUGAGCGCCUACAGGCUACCAUGCAAGGGUUGCAAGGUCCACAACCUUGGAGAUUGCUGCUUUUGUUGAAAGGUCAAUGUAUCCUGUACAGGCGCUAUGGAAAUGUACUUGAACCAUUUAAAUAUGCCGGGUAUCCAAUGUUGCUAAAUGCUGUAACAGUGGACAAUGAAGAUAACAAUUUUCUUGCAUCUGAUAGAGCACCGCUCCUCAUAGCAGCAUCAGAACUUUUGUGGCUCACGUGUGCAUCAUCUUCAUUGAAUGGUGAAGAACUAGUGAGGGAUGGUGGAAUUAAACUUCUUGCCGUUCUUCUUUCCCGUUGCAUGUGUGUGGUGCAGCCAACAACUUCUGCAAGUGAACCAUCUGCUAUCAUUGUUACAAAUGUCAUGCGAACCUUUUCUGUCCUAAGCCAGUUUGAUAGUGCAAGGAUCGAGAUGCUUGAAUUUUCUGGUCUUGUGGAUGAUAUAGUUCAUUGCACUGAACUUGAGCUGGUUCCAGCAGCUGUUGAUGCUGCUCUCCAGACUAUAGUCCAUGUUUCUGUUUCCUCUGAAUUCCAGGAUGCCUUGUUAAAAUCUGGGGUGCUAUGGUGCCUAUUGCCACUGUUGCUUCAAUAUGACUCAACAGCAGAGGAUUCUGACACAAAAGAGUCACAUGGUGUUGGUGCCAGUGUUCAAAUUGCAAAAAAUCUGCAUGCCCUACGUGCUUCCCAGGCCCUCUCAAGGCUAAGUGGGAUGUGCAUUGACGAAAGUACAACACCCUAUAAUCAGGCUGCUGCUGAUGCUCUCCAUACAUUGUUAACUCCAAAACUUGCCAGUCUUUUGAAGGAUCAAGAACCUAAAGAUCUGCUGUCCAAAAUAAAUGCUAACUUGGAAUCACCUGAGAUUAUUUGGAACUCUUCAACACGAGCAGAACUUCUCAAGUUUGUGGAUCAGCAGCGCAGUAGUCAGGGUCCUGACGGGUCAUAUGAUCUGAAAGAUUCUCAUGGCUUUGUGUAUGAGGCACUAUCAAAAGAACUCUAUGUUGGCAACGUUUAUCUGAGAGUUUACAAUGAUCAACCAGAUUUUGAGAUUAGUAGCCCAGAGGCUUUUGGUGUUGCUUUGGUUGAAUUCAUAGCAUACCUUGUGCAUAAUCAGUACUUUGCAGAUUCUGUUUCUGAGGACAAACCUGUUACUAGUGAGAGUUGUAGUUCUCAAAAUGAACAUAAUCUUAGUGUUUCAUCUCCCAAUUCUUCUGAGCAUCUUAACGAUGAGGCUUCUGGAUCAAUUAGUCAGCUGAAAGUGCCGGUUGAUACAAUGUCAGCAUCAGAUGGACAGGGUGCUGAAAAGGAAGAAGCUUUAUUAGUUAAGAACCUUCAAUUUGGAUUGACCUCCUUAAAGAAUUUGCUUACACGCUAUCCCAAUCUGGCAUCCAUCUUUUCUACCAAGGACAAACUGUUGCCUCUUUUUGAAUGCUUUUCAGUUCCUGUUCCAUCGAAAUACAACAUAGCUCAACUUUGUCUCAAUGUGCUGUCACUUUUAACUGCAUAUGCUCCCUGCUUAGAGGCUAUGGUUGCUGAUGGGUCCGGUCUUCUCCUUUUAUUGCAAAUGCUCCACUCCAAUCCACAAUGUCGUGAAGGGGUUCUUCAUGUUCUUUAUGCUCUGGCAAGUACUGCAGAACUCGCCUGGUCAGCUGCCAAGCAUGGUGGUGUUGUAUAUAUUCUAGAAAUCCUCUUACCUUUGCAGGAUGAAAUUCCGCUGCAACAAAGAGCUGCUGCCGCCUCCUUGUUGGGAAAACUCAUUGGGCAGCCUAUGCAUGGUCCUAGAGUUGCUAUAACUCUUGCAAGAUUUCUUCCAGAUGGCCUAGUUUCAGUUAUCAGGGAUGGUCCUGGUGAAGCUGUAGUGGCAUCUGUGGACCAGACCACUGAGACUCCGGAACUUGUAUGGACAUCAGCAAUGGCAGCCUCAUUGUCUGCCCAAAUUGCAACCAUGGCUUCAGACUUGUAUCGUGAGCAGAUGAAAGGUCGUGUUAUUGAUUGGGAUGUGCCUGAGCAGGCAUCUACACAACAAGAAAUGAGAGAUGAGCCUCAGGUUGGAGGAAUAUAUGUUAGACUGUUUCUAAAAGAUCCAAAGUUUCCUCUAAGAAAUCCAAAGAGAUUUUUGGAAGGAUUGUUGGAUCAGUAUCUGUCAUCAAUUGCUGCCACACAUUAUGAUACAGAAUCUUUUAACCCAGAGCUUCCUCUUCUCCUUUCUGCUGCUUUGGUUUCAUUGUUGCGAGUGCACCCUGCACUUGCAGAUCAUGUUGGAUAUCUUGGAUAUGUACCUAAACUUGUUGCUGCCGUGGCUUAUGAGGCCAGACGAGAAACCAUGUCAUCUGGGGAGGCAAACAAUGGCAACUAUGAGGAGAGAAUUCAUGAACCUGGUGAUGGAUCUGAACAGCCUGCACAAACUCCACAGGAACGUGUGCGUCUCAGCUGUUUACGUGUCCUACAUCAACUGGCAGCUAGUACCAUAUGUGCAGAAGCUAUGGCAGCAACUAGUGCUGGAACUCCUCAGGUGGUUCCGCUUCUAAUGAAAGCUAUAGGAUGGCAUGGUGGAAGCAUACUUGCACUUGAAACCCUAAAGCGUGUUGUGGUUGCUGGAAAUCGAGCCAGGGAUGCUCUUGUCGCCCAAGGGCUUAAGGUUGGGUUUGUCGAAGUACUCCUUGGGCUUCUUGAUUGGAGAGCUGGCGGAAGGAAUGGACUUUGCUCUCAAAUGAAAUGGAAUGAAUCUGAAGCCUCUAUUGGCAGGGUGCUUGCAAUAGAGGUUUUGCAUGCGUUUGCCACAGAAGGGGCCCAUUGUUCUAAAGUGCGAGAUAUUUUGGAUGUCUCAGAGGUUUGGAGUGCUUAUAAAGAUCAGAAGCAUGAUCUUUUCUUGCCAUCAAAUGCUCAAUCUGCCGCUGCCGGAGUUGCUGGUCUAAUAGAGAAUUCAUCGUCUAGAUUAACCUACGCACUUGCUGCACCCCCUGGGCAAUCUUCAAGGCCUCCUAAUGGAAAACAGAAUCAGCUUUAGAACAUGUUGAAGUAUAACAGUAGCCAUCACCCCAAUUCUACGGCCCUGGGUGCAUAAAUUCUGUGUAUAUUAAAGUUCUUUGUACAGUUGGGAACAUUUUUCUUUCGUUCCUUCUCAUUUCAUUUUAUUGUCUUUUUCUUUGUAGGAGGGAGGGAGUGUUUAAUUAUAUGGUCAUUGCAAUUUUCUUAUGUUGUAAAGAAAACUUUGUAAAUUGAGGUUCAUUUGCCCGAUUUGAGGUGAUUUUGUGUGAAUAAUAGUAACAUUUCUACUGUGCUGAUUUUGUUA